CUCGGUGCAAACUUAAAUAAAAACUCGGUGCAAAUUUAAAUAAAAACUCGGUGCAAACUUAAAUAAAAACUCGGUGCAAACUUAAAUAAAAACUCGGUGCAAACUUAAAUAAAAACUCGGUGCAAACUUAAAUAAAAACUCGGUGCAAACAUUAAAUAAAAACUCGGUGCAAACAUUAAAUAAAAACUCGGUGCAAACUUAAAUAAAAACUCGGUGCAAACUUAAAUAAAAACUCGGUGCAAACAUUAAAAAAACUUUUGGGUGCAAACAUGCGCGCGCAGGCACAAACUGGCAAACAGUGGCGACAUUAUUGGCGACAUUGCACAUCAGCACAUGUUUCUGAGUAUUGUAUUACUGCUUUGUGGAGGAAAUGUUUUGCAGUCAAUGCGGCUGUUCUUUACUUAUUAAUGCAAAAUUUUGUCACGUUUGUGGUCAAGACUCUUCAGUCAACGAAAAGCCUUCUUCCAGUGUCGAUUGUGAUACAGGCCGCACAGUUAUCCCAACAUCAACAAAUGCGACAACGCCAGCAUCAACAAGUCAAUCGCGGACACCAGUGUCCUUUAACGAAUAUCGUCAGCGUAAAGAGAAAGAAAGAAGCUCGAGAUUCAAACCAAAAGCAAAGAAAGCGAAGAUAGAAAAGAAGGGAAACGAGAAAACGCCCAGUGAAGUUAAGAUAAAUAUUGCUCUAAAAAAACUUCGCGACAAUGAUUUAAAAUUCGUUAGAGGAAGUUCAUUGCCUCUUACAGUCUGCCCAACUAUUGGUUCUACGGAAUUGCUGAAUAAAGCUGCCGAGAAAAUCGUAAAAUUUAACAGCGAUUUAACGUUUGGAGCGUUUAGGUUUACUCUAUUGUACCCAGAUCGAACCAAAGUUAUUAACCUACCUGGUAGUGAGGAACCCUUUACCCUGGAAAAAUACAAGAAAGAUAUUGGAAAAGCAUACACACGUUUGACGUUCUACAUUUGCAAGACAGAAGAUUAUUUGGAAUUUCUGUACAGGCCAUCAUACUGCAGUGACAGUGACCCUGACUUUGAUAUUAUAGACAAGGUAUUAAAUAAUUUAUAAUUUUAAUACAUAUAAUUUUUAUACAUUAACGGGAUGGGAUCACAGAGUACUUACAUACAGAAUUCUCACUUCAGGAUAAUUUAGCCCGUUUUAAGUCACCCCCCUGAAAAUGUAUUUGAAAUUUAAUGUUCCAGGGGGGUGAAUGCCUCUUGUUAGGGCACUUGCAAGAACAUGGUGUCAGUCUGGGACUGUGCACAAGCUAAAACUGCCAGCUAUUUUGGUAAAUUUUUACGACCUUUACGGUUUUCCCACAGAAGUGAGACUAGCUCUGUAAGUGAGGGAUCUGUGAUGGGAUGGUGGGUUUUUGGCUAGUGGUUUAUGGCAUCGCUCAGCAGGUAACGUUACUGUUAAUAAAUUGCCAAACUCUGGCACAGGAUGAAACUAUACAGUUCAUAUGACAAAUUUAUAACAAACCUUCAGACGUUCAGUUGAUACUUCAAGACGUUCAGUUGAUAUACUUCAAGACGUUCAGUUGAUAUUUCAAGCAAAGACCUUGUAAAGUUAACCUGAGUAAUUUACUAGAACUUUAUUCUGAAUCCUACUAUUAAAAUUAUCAACUUUCGAAACAAAAAUUACUCAAAUUACACACAAUAUACUUUUCUGUGUACUAAUGUUUCCUAUAUUCUCUUUUACAUGAAGUAUUAAACAUAAAGUAAACAAAAAAUCAUUAACAUAAAUUAUAAAAGUAUAUAAAAUGUCAAAACCUUUUCUACAGUACAGGCUAUUUUUCUGGGAAUUGGUAUUGUUUUACUGUUUAGUACAUAGCCCAAUCGGGCAUGACAGGAACUGGUGAAUCCAGCAUGUCAACUACUGGUGGACCCAGCAUGACAACAAUUGGAGAAUCCAGCAUGACACCAACUGGAAACCCCAGAAUAACAGCAACUGGUGAAUCCAAUGUGACAGCGAGUGGUGAAUCCAGAAUGACAGCUACUGGUGAAUCCAGCAUGACAACAAUUGGUGAAUCCAGCAUGACACCAACUGGAGACCCCAGUGUGACAGCAAUUGGAGAAUCCAGCAUGACACUUGAUAAUGGUGAAAUCAGCAUGACAACAUCUGGUGAAUCCAUCAUGACAACAUCUGGUGAAUCCAUCAUGACAACAACUGGUGAAUCCAUCAUGACAACAACUGGUGAAUCCAGCAUGACAACAACUGGUGAAUCCAGCAUGACAACAACUGGUGAAUCCAGCAUGCACACAACUGGAGAACCCCAAAUUUUUGUAGUGGACGAAGACGUAUCAGGAUCAACAACUGAAUGUAAGCCUGCAAUAUUAGCCCUUUUAGUUUAAGUGGCAAUGUGCUCUGAUAUGCCCUACUUUAUUAUUUACUUUGUGUUUUGAAAUUUGCCACUGUUUUAACAAUCACUGAUCUUGGCAGUAGAGUGACUUUGCAAUUAGGCACAUGCAAAUUGAUCAAAAUUUUCAUCUUGCAAAAACAGUGCUACAUGUAGUAUCACCAAAAUUAACAGACAAUAUAGCCCAUCUUAUGCAGAGGCAUGCUAAACUUUGGGGGGAUCCUGUAAGUUGCAGCCAGGCCUUAAGGGUAAUUUGUCCUCUUUGCUGCCCUGUUACUGUGAGUUUGAUGUUAAAGUGGUCAUAGAGGAAAAUGCUUCAAAUCAAUAAUUCCAUGCUUGCCCACUUGGCAUUAGGGUUUAAAAUAUAUUUAUAAUAUAGCGUUUGUAAAUUCUGAACGCUGAUUGGCUAAGAGCUGUGUUGAUAUAAUGUCAACACGGAAACGUCCGAAAAUUUCUUUCUUUAUGUUUCUUUGUGCUAUAUAUUAUAAAACAAAUAUAAAACAUUUUUUCUGUAUAUUGAUAUUAAAGUUAUAUCAACACUCGUGGAAAUUGGGAAAACGAGAAAUUAUGUGGAAACACAACGUAUAUCAACACGGAAAAUGUAUAACUGUAUAUCAACACGGAAAAUGUUUUAUAUUUGUUAUAUAUAUAUAUAUAUAUAUAUAUAAAUAUAUCUAUAUAUAUAUAAAUAUAUCUAUAUAUAUAUAUAUAUAUAUAUAUAUAUAUAUAUAUAUAUAUAUAUAUAUAUAUAUAUAUAUAUAUAUAUAUAUAUAUAUAUAUAUAUAUAUAUAUAUAUAUAUAUAUAUAUAUAUAUAUAUAUAUAUAUAUAUAUAUAUAUAUAUAUAAAUAUAAAUAUAAAUUUUUUUAACAGUUUCUACUGAAUCACUAACACUGAAUGAAGAAAUAGAAAGUCUGCAGAUGAUGUCGCAUGUCAAUUUUCAGAAUGAUGCCAUUUUAGGUAAAUAAUAACAUAUUAAUUAUGCUGUACAUUUGUCUAAACCCAAAAUUGAUAAAUAUUAUGUCCAAAAGUAAUCAUACAGUAUAAUAAUAUUUACUGAAUACAUAAACGUUUUAAGAAACAGUGAAUAUCAUACAAGCACAGGUUAUUAGUUGUAUGCGAGUCAAAUCCAACCGCAAUCACCCCCUUCCCUGCAACCCCAGGACAUUUGACUUAAGAUUACCUCCGUUUAGGCGAUAUUUGAUGGAAGUUUAUUCCGCCCGGUCGGGCAUUUGACCACUUGACAACAAUAUGCUCAGCGGUUGUCCUUUAAAAUAUGUGUACAGUUUAACGCUUCAGGAUCAAUAUUUAUGGAUACGAAAAUCUUAUAAGAACUUUUGUUCUGAAAUUAUUUUUUCAUUUGUCAUGAUUCCCAUCCUAGCUAAUAGUCAAUAAACGAUUGAUCAUAUCAGCAGCAAACAAUUUUUAUUUAAAGUGUCACUGUCAUCAAAAUUUUUAUUCUCUUAAAAUGAAAAUGCUCAGUAACUUGUUUUGAAAAUUUUAUGUUCCCAUGCUUAGUUCUUGAGAUGUUUCAUUUUGUUUGUAAUAAUAUGUUACUCUACUGUGAUUGGUUGAUUUCAGUGCAGUUAAUCCCAAACAACAGUGCAAUUUUCUGUAAUCACAGUGCAUGCAAUUUUCUGUAAUCACAGUACAAAAAUCUGUAACACACUAAUCUGAUUGGUGGAAAAACAUUGUGAUGAUUAAAUCAACCAAUCAGUUUAAAGCAAUUUAGUUUAAAGAAGUAACGGUCACAGAUUGCUUCAAAACAAAACAAACAUGGUGCCGCACUACACAAAGUAAAAGUUGCCUUCGCGUGGAAAAUAUGGCAUAAAAUGUGGCUUAUCUUUAUUUUUAAAUGGAAAAACAUUUACCUUAAACAAGACUAACAAAAAUUACAUAGUUGAGUGGAAUCUUCAAGCAGAUGCGUAGCCAGGGCUGGGGCCGGGGGGGGGGCGCCCCCCCUGGCAAUUCCCCCCCCACCUGGCUAAAUUUUGGGGCCCCCUGAUAAAAUGUAUUGUACUACAGUACUAGUAAGUGUACCUGUAAGGUAGGGAUUGCUGCGUGCAUCAACAGCAAAUAGAACUAAAAAUAGUACAAGUUACCUAAAGCAUGCCGUUAUUACUCGCAGCGAGCCAGCGACUUGUGAGCACUGUGGUCGGAGCUUAAGGAAUACGGAAUGGAUUCAUGCCAUCAGUGUCUGAGAAAAAGCAAUGCAUUUGUUGCCAAGACCAUGCACGGGUUCAAGAGCAAUCACAGAUUACAGAUAGGCGUGUUAAUGUUCAUGUUUAUGGAAGCAAUAUUCACUAAAUCAUAAGCAAGAAUAUAUAAUAUUUUCAAGAUCAAGUGGAAUUUGUUGAAUUUAAUACGCGCUGCUCUAGUACGCGUAUAAAUACAAACGACAAAGCAUUCUUAAGACGUACAGGUAUAACAGUCUAGUCCCUGGUCUUCCAAGCGCGGGCGAGUUACAGGCUGUCGUGAACUUGCGGGCUGUCAGUUUCGCAAAAUAUCCGAACAGCUUUAUCCAGGUCAACAUGCAAACCUUGUUCAAUUCCCCCUAAAAUAAUGAGGCGGAAGCGAGAAGGCCAGGAACUAGGCUGCAGGUAUAAAUUAUAUAACACAAGUUUUUGCUAUCUGAUUUCAUAUUAUUAAGUCUAAUACUGCUAGGCGCAUUUACCACAUCGUAUAAUUACGUAGGUGAUUAUUGAAAAUUCUCCACGCUAAUUGGUUGCCGUUGAGGCGAUUAUUACGCGAUAAUCACCUAAGCGAUUUUCAAAAUGGCGACCGAAGCCUUUUUGUCAAUUAAAUGACGAAGAAAUGUGUAUUUUCUUAUUUUUCCAAAUAGUCACCUAUGAAAUUACACUAAAACAAUUAUUCACCUCAGGCUCGGUGAUUAUCGUGAAUAAAAACCUCGACUUCGUCUCGGUUUUUAUUCACCAAUAAUCACCUCGCCUUCGGCAAAUAAUUGUUAAUUAAACUAAGAAACCAAAACUUUAUAAUUGAAAUUAAAAUAUAGAACUUACAGUGGUCAAAGUCCAUUGAGUGAACAACGCACGAAGUGCAGUCACGUUAUUUUAUACACUAAAUUGUGGCCUUUAUACAGGGCUUGAAACUUUACUAAACCUUAGCUGAGUGCCUGAGUCAAAAUAAUUUACAAGUCGAAGCAAGCAAAACAAUUAACAAUUAUUCGCCGAAGGCGAGGUGAUUAUCGGAGAAUAUUCGCCGAGACGAAGUCGAGGUGAAUAUUCCCCAAUAAUCACCGAGCCUGAGGCGAAUAAUUGUUUUAGUAUUUUUGCACAAGUUUUUUUGUGUUUUUCUUGUCUGAAUUCAUUUUAAUUUCGCUUAUUUCUUUAUCACUAACUUCAACAAAACGAUUAGCCGCCAUUUUGAAAAUUUAGAUUUUGUUAGUAUUCACCUGUAGGUGAAUAUAACAGAUUAAUACGUCAAAUUUGACCAAUCACCUUGUAGGAUUUGUUAUGUUCACUUGUGCAAAAAUACUAAUAAACGAUAUCCUUCAAAUACGCCACAAAUAUUGUAUGUCGUACGUUAUUUUGUGUUCUGCGCAUAGCAAGCGCACACGACCACAAUACAAUGCGCUAAACAAAAUUUACUUCAAAACCCCCUCUCUGCACAUAUUAGAAUGCUGCUUCGCUCGCUCGCUUCAGGCUCGCUCGCUACGCAGCAAUAAAAAAGGGAAUCCUUGAUUAUAUAGCUUCAAGUUGAGACCCGUCGGAAAAUUGUCAAUGUUGUCGGAAUCUUUGUGGUGAAGCAUCGGAAAAGUGAUAUGGAAAUCGGGAAAAGUGCUACAAAAGCAAUUGUAAUGUCUGGAAAAUUUUUUUACCAAAAAAGGUGUCGACGGGGGGGGGAGGGGUGGUCGGAGAGAUUUAAAAUGUUGUGGUCCGGAAUAUUUUCUUGGCCCCACCUGGGUUUUUGCUGGCCCCCCUGACCAAAAAUCCUGGCUACGCCUCUGUUUUCAAGCUGUUAGCGUUGUAUAAUGUGAUAUAACAAAGCCAGGAAAACUUUGCCAGUGGAAUGUUCGCUAUAUAAACGCGUAAGUUAAAACUACAAUUGUCUCGAGCAUUUUUAUGUAAAUAUUAAUAAGUAACAGCAUGGUUUCUCGUAAAAUUUGGAUAAACAAGCACUCGUGAGUUUUUCAAAGACCUCAAAUAGCACUCGUUUUUCGGACUCGUGCUAUUUUGAGGUAUUUGAAAAACUCACUCGUGCAUGUUAAUAUAUCCAAAUUGCACUCGAUAUAUAUAUAAUAAUAUAUCCAAAUUGCACUCUAUUACCUAUACUAAUUGAGUAAAUGACGCAUGGUUUCGAGUGCAAUUUGGAUAUAACCAUUCUCGUACCCAUAACCGGAUACCAUAAAAAUAUGGUAAGAAAACAAUAUCCGGUGUUAGAACUAGCCAAUCAGAUGCCAGUUCGGAAUAUGGAUUUGGCCAGAGCCCCUCGUCGCACCGCGCGUAAGAAGGGCUCUGGGUACGAGAAUGGGAUAUAACAUGCACGAGUGAGUUUUUCAAAGACCUCAAAUGUUUAUCCAAAUUUCACGAGAAACCAUGCUAUUACUUAUUAAUAAUUUACAUAAAAAUGUUCGAGACAAUUGUAGUUUUAACAUAGAAAUAUUAGACCUAUUCGACCUAUGUCUAUUAUUUCUAUGAGUUUUUAACUUACGCGUUUAUAGCGAACAUUCCACUGGCAAAGUUUUCCUGGCUUUGUUAUAUCACAUUAUACAACGCUAAAAGCUUUAAAAUUCCACUCAACUAUGUAAUUUUUGUUAGUCUUGUUUAAGGUAAAUGCUUUUCCAUUUAAAAAUGAAAAUAAAAGCCAUAUUUUCCACGCGAAGGCAACCUUUACUUUGUGUAGCGCGGCGCCAUGUUUGUUUUGUUUUGAAGCAAUCUGUGACCGUUACUUCUUUAAAUUAAAUUGCUUUAAACUGAUUGGUUGAUUUAAUCAUCACAAUGUUUUUCCACCAAUCGGAUCAGUUUGUUACAGAUUUUUGCACUGUGAUUACAGAAAAUUGCACUGUGAUUACAGAAAAUUGCACUGCUGUUUGGGAUAACUGCACUGAAAUCAACCAAUUACAGUCGAGUAAUAUCUUUAUGUAUAUUAUUGCUGCCGCAUCGAGGUCGCCUGAAGCGACCGAGCAAGGCAGCAGACCUAAUCUUUGAAAUGGGGGUUGAAAUCUGAAGUUUAACCAAGCGCGAUGCAUUAUGGUCGCCGGUAUUUUUUACCAUAAUGCUCUUCGGUCAGCUUCUUUAAUCCUUCACGUGCGUGUGAUGUUCGGUGAUGAACAAGUGUUUGCCGAGACAAGUUGUAAAUUCAAAGCGCUGUGACUGGGUUUCAAAGGCGAGCCUUUAUUAUAAAGGUUUUUGCUCUACUUCCAACAUUUAAUGUUAAUAUUAUAACAUCACUGUUGCUCUUUAUUGUGUCUAUAUAUUAUUGAGUGAAAUAUUCGACAUGAGCGCAAUUACUUAUACAGUAUCUCAGAUACAGUAUCUGAAUAUCUGAUACAGUAUCUGAGAUACACAACAACUACUGAUACAGUAUAUCAUUAUAUAUGUACUUGAGUAAAUGACGUCACAUGGUUACAAAAUGAAAUAACUUAAGAACUAAGCAUGGGAACAAGUUACAAUACAGUUUUAAAAGCAUUUUCGUUUAAUUAAUUAAGAAAAGAAAAUUUUUUAUGACAGUGCGACUUUAAAGUGUUAUAGUUCGUAAGUCGGAAUUAGAAGCCGUUGAGUGAACAUGUACUGUACAUCCUACUUUCAAUUACGUAAUUUCACGGUAUGAAAAUAUGGCGUAAUUUAUAAUUCAUUUCCCGUAAAUGGUUUUGUUUUCACAGGCACAAAUGGAGACGGCUAUUCGUUUAUUGACGUUACUUCGAACGUAAAAGAGUGUCCAAUUUAUUCUGUCGUUUGGCACAGGACACUACUGAAAAAUGACAUGAUAGCAACAUUUAAAGAGCAGGGAAUAUUUCACAUGAACUUAGAUGUGACGUUUAUUGGCUAUAAUGGAAAGAUGGAAGAAGGAAAAGGGGAAGGUGUCUUCCGUGAUGCACUCUCAACAUUCUGGAACCAGUUUUUCAACUCCUUGGCUGUUGGAGCACAAGAAAAGAUUCCUUCUAUAAGGCAUGACUGUCAGAAGGAGGAAUGGGAGGCCAUUGCUCGUAUAUUAGUAUAUGGGUAUAUAAGGAACAGGUAUUUUCCAUUGUCACUGUCACUAGGUUUCCUCAUUGUGUGCUUGUUUGGUGACGAUAGUGUUUCUAGUGAAUUUUUGCUGUCAUGUUUCCGCCAGCAUCUCUCAGAUGACGAGAGAGACACCUUCGAUAAAUGUUUCGAAGACGAUUUUGACCCAAAUGAUGACGACGUGAAGGAUUUUUUGAGUUACUAUAAGUGUUUUCGAAAUCACUCGAAAGAAAAUAUACGCCAGAUUAUUUUCGAAAUUGCUCAUCAAGAGAUCAUUCAAAAACCGAGGUACAUAUUAAAUUGCUGGGCCCCUAUUGUUAAAUCCUUGAAAAUUCUUCCAGAUUUUCAGUCCGUCAAAGAUGUGCAACAUAUGUAUGACGCCAAGAGGCCAACCACUAAAAAGGUUUUAAAAUUAAUUCAGUCGGAGCCAGCGUCAGAUAAGGAACGACUGUGCUUAGAUCACUUGAAAAAGUAUAUUCGGUCAUUGCAGGGAAAUUUUUUACCCCUAUUUUUACAGUUUGUCACUGGUAGUGAUGUCAUAUGUUUUCCACACAUCGAAGUAACGUUUAGUGUGCUGGAUGGGAAAACACGUAGACCUGUGGCACAUACAUGUGGGCCAUUGCUGGAAAUUCCUUCAACUUACCAAUCGUAUAACGAGCUCUCAGAAGAAUUUAGUGAGUUGCUUUCUAAUAAAGAUGCAUGGCACUUUAAUAUAGUGUGAUGAAAGCGGUUAGGUUAAGAAAUGCUAAACAGUCCUUUCACGAAAAAGCUUGUGUUAUUAACAGCAUAUAUAUAAUGUCAAAUAUAUAAUGCGGACAUAAUUUUGUUACGAUUUUCAUUAUGUUUAUAUUCAUAUUUUGUCCGAUACUCGGCAUGUCUGCUUCACAACAACUGACAAUGAAAUGAACAGUUCUUGAGCACGGGCCUUUAUAUUUUACUAUACUUUCAGGCCCUGUUUACACUAUACCGGAUUCGCUGGUCACGACAUCUUCUUUUGCCGUUACGGAGCAAUAGUUAGUGGCGAAUGCUUAUUAGUUUGACAGAAUUGGCAGGCAUGUUUAUUUGUGUCUCUGAGAUUAAAUUAAAAUAUUCACAACCUUUCGAUACCUACAAAAUUUGACCCACUCCGAUAGCAAUCCGGUAUAGUGUAAACCGGGUCUCAAUUUGGGCUAAUAGAAAAUUGUCGAAAUACCUGCGUCUGCGCAUGCGUGAGAACUUAAAUGGCGGUAAACGUACAUAGGUAAUUUCAAAAUGCUACUUUUUUUAAAUCGCUGGCUGUAAUUAUUUCUAGUGCGCAAAACAUGUAGUCAUUUGUUCUCAGUUCUACAAGAAGACACACGCGGAUAAUGCCAAUAACCGUCAAUGUUGACGUUUGCGCAGACGUUGGUCGUCAAUUGUAAAAUCAUUGGGUUUAUUGUUGAGUUGUUGAUUUAAUAAAAUUUACUUUAUUGAUGUUCUGUUACAAUUAAUUCUUGAUAAAAACUGCUUGUCCAAUUCAUUUAUUACUCGUUUUGUAAUUGCACUAAUCUUUGAUAUAGUGUCAUGGCUUCUCCUUCAUUUAUUGGAUAAGAUAAACCUUCUGUUUCCAACACAUAAACAAAAUAUUCAUGAUGUAUGUUCUCGCCUAAUUCCUGUAUCUCGCAAUGCUCCUCCAUUGAAUCUAUCUGUUCCUGCGACACAUCUACCAAACAUUCAUCAUUUCCAUGGUAUUCUGGCAGGAAAUACAUAAUAUCUGGCACUCCAUGAACAAUACUGUAUGGGGAUUUGGUAAUUUUGUGGCUGUUCCAAUGUUCUUUGACUUUGUCCAAAUCAUUCUGCAGAACCUUUGAAAAGCAAAACCACAAACAUUCAACAUGAAAUUCGUUGCCCAAAUCAAGCAUAUCGUAGUCAAUCAUGUCUUUGAAUAGGUUUAUCCACCAGUUCGAUCUGUGUCUCCUAAAAUAGGACCACCAUGCUUCUAUACGUUGGUUGGAAGGGGAAGAGCUAUACUUAUGGGACCUGUCACCUGCUAGCUCAUCAUUGCCGUUUUGACGAAAGAAACACUGCAUAGAAGCAGCAAUGCCAUUUUCUGUACCACAGUCAGAUAUAAGUUGUAAAGGACACCCAUUCAUCUCCUUAACUUGAUUUAGAUAGAACGUUGCUGCUACUUUGGGAUUAUUGUUAGAUCGGGAGACUUCCAGCCAUAGAAUCCUACGACUAUAUCCGUCAACAGCACCAUGAAUGGGAAAGCCGUAUGGCUUUAGCUUGUCGUACCCUGUUAAAUUACAUAGUAUGAAAUGAACAAAUGGUAUACAAAAGAAACUAUGUUUAGAGUAGUAACUGGCAAAUUUUGCAUUGAAAAGUGGGGUUCAUUGCCAUAGUACGUGUGAUAUGCUUACUUGAGGUUGCAUGAAGACUGGCACUCCGAGAUUGCCUGUCAUUGUCAGCAUGCGCGUUGGAAAUCAAUAGGGAGAGUUAAAACAUAACUGUGACAAUAAAAUAUUCGCAUUUUUGUCUCCUUAAGCAGCAAUUUCGAUCGAAUGCAUUGAAUAGGAAGCACGAUAGUUCAUUGUUCACUAAUAUUAUAAAAGUUAUUCGGUGGAUCCAAGCAAACAUUUUGACCUCUCAGCUUUGUCUUGUCCAUCCUCACUUAACAUUUAAAGAGAAGGGGGCUAAACAAUGUGCAGUGUUUUGGAGGCCUUUAUGGUCAAUUGGUAGUAACCAAGGAGAUGGGCUUCAUUUAAGACCCAUAUGAAUAAUUUACAAGCUAUAUAUACUUUGCAGCUGACUCUAUUAAACUUUUCUGAACCCUUUUGACAAUCGUGGCCCCUGCGUAUUUCGCCCCAACCCACCGAACCAAGUCAUCUUACCAACAGCCCAUCUCUGAAUCUUGAAUAGCGGACUAGAAUUAGUGAGGUUUAGAUUUGAGUUCCACUACCGUUAACUUUCACUGACACUAUGCACUGAUUAAGUGCGCAUGUGAUUCGUGAAUAGGAUAGAUUAAACGCGUCUGACGGUUAGUGGCCCCUCAAUGGUAGCGGUGCUAUGGUAGCGGGAGGGGUAGUGGAAGUCAAAUGCAAACAUUAAGCUGGAGUAAUACGAGCAACAAAAUUGCUGCAACUUGCAACAAAAUCUGAUUUCAACGCAUGUUAAGCAGAAAUGUUGACACGCGUUGCCUCGCGAAUUGUAAUUUAUGUGAAAAUAUUUUCAAUUAACAUGCGUAGAAAUCAGAUUUUGUUGCAAUUUUGUUCUCUUAUUACUCCACCUUUACUAAUGGACGACUUGCGCUUUAGACUAAAUUUUAAUCUAAGUAAGAACAACGAAAUCUAUCACCACAGCUAGAAAGAGCGUCUUGGAAUUAGUAAUAUUACAAAGUUUGGUUGCGAAAUGUUGUAAAAUACGGAAAAUAUAGCCCUUCAAAGUUGGCAAAUUUGAAUACUUUUGUAUUACGUGCGCGAAUUGGUAACUAAAUCAGUUACCAAUUUCCGCACGUAAUAGAAAUGUAUACAAAUUUGCC
Molecule: messenger RNA, 12033 nt
Organism: Paramuricea clavata
Lineage: Eukaryota; Metazoa; Cnidaria; Anthozoa; Malacalcyonacea; Plexauridae
Source: the annotation of a GenBank genome assembly